Messenger RNA from Capsella rubella, 1303 nucleotides. Its product is annotated as bidirectional sugar transporter SWEET11. Gene Ontology annotation, cellular component: membrane. The transcript is spliced from 6 exons. The record is from RefSeq and is a predicted model, not a curated record. Gene Ontology annotation, molecular function: sugar transmembrane transporter activity. Gene Ontology annotation, biological process: carbohydrate transport. The coding region runs from base 82 to 957 and encodes 291 amino acids. NCBI's taxonomy places the organism in Eukaryota, Viridiplantae, Streptophyta, Magnoliopsida, Brassicales, Brassicaceae.
AAAAACACUUACAAAUCUCUAAGUGCUAUCUCUCUUCUUCUUCCUCCUCCUUAAACAAGUUAUAUACACCAAAAGAAAACCAUGACUCUCUUCAACACUGAGAACACAUGGGCCUUUGUCUUUGGCUUGCUCGGCAAUGUCAUCUCAUUCGCCGUGUUCCUCUCUCCAGUGCCAACAUUCUAUAGGAUUUGGAAGAAGAAGACAACAGAAGGGUUUCAGUCUAUCCCUUAUGUUGUGGCGCUCUUCAGUGCAACGCUUUGGCUUUACUAUGCGACACAGAAGAAAGAUGUCUUCCUCCUCGUCACCAUCAACGCCUUUGGGUGCUUCAUCGAAACCAUCUACAUCUCUAUGUUCCUUGCCUACGCUCCCAAGCCUGCCCGGAUGUUGACAGUGAAGAUAUUACUUCUUAUGAACUUUGGUGGAUUCUGUCUCAUUCUCCUUCUUUGCCAACUCUUGUUGAAAGGAGCCACUCGUGCUAAGAUUAUCGGAGGGAUCUGUGUCGGAUUCUCUGUUUGUGUUUUCGCUGCUCCUCUAAGCAUAAUCAGGACGGUAAUAAAGACAAGGAGUGUGGAGUACAUGCCCUUUAGCUUAUCCUUAACCCUUACAAUCAGUGCUAUCAUAUGGUUCCUUUAUGGUCUUGCUCUCAAGGACAUCUAUGUUGCUUUCCCUAACGUGCUUGGCUUUGCUCUCGGUGCACUCCAAAUGAUACUCUACGUUGUCUACAAGUACUGCAAAACGUCGCCGCAUCCGCAUCUAGGAGAGAAAGAAGUAGAAGCUGCAAAGUUACCAGAGGUGGUGACCCUCGACAUGCUGAAGCUAGGCGCAGUAGCAUCACCUGACCCAGGACAUGUCGUUCGUCAAUGCAACAAGUGCACCUGCGGCAAUGAUCGAAGGGUGGCUGAGAUUGAAGAUGGACGUCAGACCCCUAGAAACAGCUCUUCAGCAGCAGCUACAUGAAUAAAUAAAUAAACAUAUACGUUUGACCAUGCAUGCAACGUUGUUGACUUUACGUACACACACCCCCCGACUUGAUAUACCAAACCACCACGUGUACCCCGUUACGCUGUCGUAUUUUUCUGAGUUUAUCAAGUGUGCGAAGUAGAGAGAGUUUUAGGUUUCCGGGAUGAUGAUGAUAUAUAUAUGCAUUUUCGGAUGUUAUAUGUAUAUGUUUUGUUUUCCGGAGUUAAAAUUUCUCUUUUACUUCUUUUUAAAAUUUCAUGUAAUUAUCUAUUGGGGAUAUGUAUAUUUCCUAUUUUCUGAUUUAACGAAAACUAUUUAAAAUAUAUCCUUCAUAUUUUCUGUC